CACCAAAAGAUUGGCUACUCGAUAUAUAUUAGAGUUACUCGCGAGUACGCGGCGUUGCUAAGGGUCACUUUGAGCACAGCAUUCAUGAGCGUGACUGCUGUUGAAUAGAAACAUCGCCGGAGGUCAUCGGCGUCAAAGCAGCGGAGAACAGCCCAAUGCGAUGGUGCAAGACAGCACAGCUGCUCUGAGGGUUAAACGCAACAGAUGAGCAGAUAGACAAGACACAGCUGCUGCUCUGACUUACAAACGCUGUUCUGGAUAACCGAAAAGAAUGAACACAAACGACGCGAAGGAUUACCUCUCCAAACGACAGAUCCCACACCUAUUUGAGGUAAGGGUCACCCACAGGAGAGCAAGAAUAACACAUCUGGAAACAUCUGCCUGUCUGAAAUCUGAUUAUGUAGUCUGUGUUUUCAAGAGCAUGUUAACAGGGCUGAUGUACCACAGGCCUGAGGAUCCUUUGACAUUCUUGGAGAGCUGUCUGCAGAAAACACGAGACCUCGGGGGUCCUGAAUGUGUGGCCUGGGACACUUUCAUUACACCUGAUCGAAAACCUCUACCACCAAUCACCCCGGCACAGGGGAAGAAAGCCCCCUGCAAACUCGACGGUGGUCCUGGUCCUGGCCCCGGGCCUUACCGUCGAUAUGAUAGGCUGCCACCAAUUCAAGCCCAGUUCUCCAUAGAAAGUGACUCAGAUAUGACAGAGUCCUCAGGGCUUAUACAGGAGUAUGAUGUCUUUGACCCAUCUAAACCACGACCGCACAUCAUAUUCAUCAUAGGUGGUCCCGGCAGUGGGAAGGGGACACAGACAGCUAAAAUUGCACAUCGCUAUGAUUUCGAGCAUGUGUCUGUGGGGGAAAUUUUAAGGAACCAGUUGCUGCAUCAUGCCCCCAGUGACAGGAAAUGGGAGUUGAUUGCUCAGAUCAUUGCCAAUGGAGAACUGGCACCUCAGGAGACGACUAUUGAAGAGCUGAAACAUCAGUUUAUCAAGAAGCAGGAUGCUAAAGGAUUCAUUGUGGAUGGAUUCCCUAGAGAGAUCUCACAGGCGUUCACCUUUGAGGAGCAGAUUGGCUCUCCAGACUUGGUGAUCUUGCUUGCCUGCUCCAAUCAGCAACUUCGGCAGCGUUUAGAGAAAAGAGCGUCCCAGCAGGGCCGCCCCGACGACAAUACUCACGCUAUUGAGAAGAGACUAGAUACUUUCAAACACAAUAUCACACUCAUAGCCAAGUACUACCAGGAGAGAGGACUUAUUGUAAGGGUCGAUGCAGAUCGAGAAGAAGAUGACAUUUUCACAGAUAUUUGUGCCAUUGUAGAGGAAAGAUUGUUCCCUAGUGACAUGAAUGCAAGCAGUACUGAGGAUCUUUAGAGGGACGUCUACACAUCCAAAAACCCACAGCUGCUCCCAUUACAUCCUAAAUGUUUAAAAGCAGCUCGCCAAAUUAACUCGAGGGUCAAAGUCGAGAAUCAGUGAAAAAGGUCCAGGACAGUUACACUUGUGUUGUUGCCUCUAUUUGUAUUUCACUGUGAAUUUUCUCUGUACAACUUUUGCAGUAAUUUAAUAAGAAUGACUUUAGAGCAUAACCUUUUUUCCAACAUUUUCAGUUUUUGUUUCUGAAUUUUAAUGUUUUUUUGACUUGAUAUUAUUAAUGUGUAAAUUUAGAGGUCAAGCCAGAAAUAAUGUGAGUUGUUAAAAAAAGCACCAAAGUGUAAUACAAUAUCGGUGUCAAAUACAAUAACAAUGUCAACUGUUUUCAAACAAAUUACCUCACCUAUUCCUACAACAAGCACUGAAAUGGAUUAAAUGAUUACUGAUUAA
Megalobrama amblycephala (Wuchang bream) is the source of this 1816-nucleotide messenger RNA. RefSeq names its product adenylate kinase 5, like (gene ak5l). Gene Ontology annotation, biological process: nucleoside triphosphate biosynthetic process. The transcript has 8 exons. The record is from RefSeq and is a predicted model, not a curated record. Lineage: Eukaryota; Metazoa; Chordata; Actinopteri; Cypriniformes; Xenocyprididae. Bases 272 to 1366 code for a protein of 364 amino acids. Gene Ontology annotation, molecular function: AMP kinase activity; ATP binding. Gene Ontology annotation, cellular component: cytosol; cytoplasm.